UUAAUCACAACAAAGAUGUUUAAAGGUAGAGACACUGGGUGUUCUUUUCACAGCUCUGACUCUUUAAGAUUUGAAAGUCUGUCUCUUUCUGUUUUUCCUCUCUCCUCUGCAGAGACGACCAAAAGCAGGUUUUUAAAAGCCAAAAAGUCUCAGCCUGAGAACAAUGAUGUCGUCGCUGCAGAGCCCGUCCUUAAGCCGGUCCCCAAACCUCGCAGCAAAGCUCCGGAUACGACCCCCAAAGAAACCAUUUACAGAACCCCGUCUGAAGACUCUGACAGUCUGAGUGCUCCUGCUCAGGAAAACCUGCAGAGGGAGUCAGGAGAGAGGAGACCUGAGGAGACUCCAGCAGCCUGCAGAGAGGGUGAAGAUGGACUGCAGGGGUCCGGGAAGAGCUUCAGGAAGUCUCAGAGGAGGUCUCAGUCGAUUCAGGAGGAGGAGGAGGAUGCAGGAGAAGAGCGUGAAGAUGCUGCUUCUGUCAGAGAACACACUGAGACACACGACUCUCUGUUAGCUCCAGCUGCUAACACAAACAUCCUGGGUUUGGACACUCUGGAGGAGGAAGAGGAGAAAGCCAGAUUCUUCUCACAGCUCGAGGCCGGAGCUUCAUCAUCAAUAGAUUACUCCAAGCUGAACAAAGACCUGGACUCUACGAGCUCUGCCGACCUCAGGAGAGCUGAGGACAAAGAGGAGCAGAGUGAGGAUGAUGAGAGGAAGGCCAGAGUCACGGAGACCAUCAGAGAGUCUCCUCCAGGCUCUCCUCAUUACAGUGAAGACUUCGAGGAGGAAGAUGACAUCAAAGAGAAGAAGCAGGAGGAGAAGGUGUCUCCAAUUCUCGCCAAAGUUUCUCUCUAUGAUUCUCUGGAGGACACCGGGGGAGACGACAGGACGAAGAACACAGCAGGAUCUCUGGACAGAGGUCAGGCCUAUGUUCAGAGUGGAGCCUCAGAGGUGGAGGCUCUUCAUGAGGCCUACAGACAGAUCCACGUGGUGCAGGACUUAGAUGAUCAUCAUCCUGAUCAUGAAGGCAAAGCGAGGGACAGCAGACCUGCGUCUCCUCCCUCUCCUCUUCGCCAUGCAGGACAAUCUCUGCAGCCUGCUUCUACGGCCGAGUCAGAGCUCCCGACGGCAGAAGAGCUAAUGAGACCAAUUCGCCCAGAGACGGACCAAAUCAGAGGCUUCUCUCUGCAGCCCGUUAGCACUGCAGAGCUCAACAAAUGUAAGACACCCGUCCUCCUGGAAGAAACUUUCCCAGAUGUGACUUCUCCGGAGUUUCAUGUGAAGCAUCCUGCAAAGACCAGCCAGCCGUCCGGCUCUCCAGACUCACCCAACUUUAACCUGACGUGGAGCAUCCGACAGGAAGUGGAGCGGCUGAUGAAGGAUCAGAACAAACACGACUCUCCGUCAUCAUCUAAGGCUGCAAAAAGUAAAAAACAACAGGCUUCCCUUGGCUCCACUUUCUCCCGCACCUCUCCGUCGUCAGUGAGAAAACCCGUCACAGCUCCAGUGAGAGGUCGGAGAGCAGAAGGGAGGACGGCGGUGACCUCCAGGUAUUCAGGGACGAGCAGAGCGGCUACUGCUGGAUCCAAAACUCAGCCGGCUGUUACUCGUCCUCUGCAGCAUCCACAAGGAAAGACCAGAGUGACAAAGAGCCAGGAAGAAGAGAGCUGCGCAGAUCCCGAUCUGAGGGUGAGCAGUGAGCUGGUGUCAUCAGUCCAGUCUUUAGUGAGCGUCCUGAAGCAGCAGAUGGACUCCAGCCGUCACACGGAGGCUGCAGAAACACAAGGAGACACUUUUCUACAAGACGUCAGGUCGUCACGUCAUCUUCAAAACAACAAGAGGGAGGAGGAAGAGGAGGAACGCCCUCUGCUGGAGGAGCUGAGAGUCCAGCUGGCUCGGAGAGAGAGGGAGCUGCAGGCGAUGAAGGCGGAGGUCGAGGAGGUGACCACGCUGAGACAGCAAAUCUUCUUGCUGCAGAGCAAGCUGCGGAGUGCAGAAGAAGUGAGUCAGAAGAAGAGAUCAGCGGAGGUGGCUGACUCUGCUGCAGAGGAGAGACAGAUGGAGAAAGAAAUCAAAGAGCAGGAGACGCUCAUUAAAGGUUACCAACAGGAGAACGAGAAGUUGUAUCUGCAGAUGAAAGCUCAGCAGGCCAAGAGUAAAGCCAACGAGGAGGCCAUGUUCAACGAGAACCAGACUCUGCUGAACCAGCUGGCCUUUACCAGGGACCAAGUGAAUAAAAACUCAAGGCCUGUUGGAAACGUAUGCGUCAUGGAUCACACUCGACGCAUCGCGGACCUGUUGGCUCAAAUCGACUCGUUUCAGAGGACUGAGGUGAAGCUGUGUGACCACGUGCACACACUGCAGCAGGAGAAGCAGGCUCUGGAGGUCGACCUGCAGCUGAUGAAGACCGAGAGAGACCGGGCUAGAACUCAGGCCAUGUCUCCCUCAGGUGAUAAGACGUUGGAGCUGUGUGUGCUGGAGAAAAAGCACAGAGAGGAGGUGUCAGCUCUGAGGAGGAAGCUGCAGUGGUUUGCUGAGAAUCAGGAGCUGCUGGACCGAGACGCAGGACGACUGAAGGCUGCCACGGCGGAGAUACACCAACUCCAGGAGCAGGUUGAAAAGCUGAAAUCUGACGUUAGCAGACGGAGCGGUGAGCAGCAGAGGAAAUCCAGAGAGAAAACCGCUGAAACCAAGAGGAUGCAGGACCUGGAGCGGCAGGUGAAGGAGCUGGAGCAGAUACUGAGACGCAGAAACCCAAACUCUCUUCCUGCUUUGAUCUACGCUGCAGCCACAGCUGGAGGUCCAGAGGAAGCCAACACAUCCCCGCCACACAGGAUCAACGCCCUGCUGGAAAGGAGGAUCCAACGUUUGGAGGCGGAGCUCGAGGGUCACGACGAGGAGGCCAAACGCAGCCUGCGGGCAAUGGAGCAACAGUUUCACAGGAUCAAGCUCCGCUACGAGCAGCAGAUCUCAGAUCUGGAGCAGCAGCUGGAGCAGAAGCAUCAGUUAGAAGCUGCAGGUUUGAAAGCCGAGGCCGAGCCGAGCAUGUCUCAGGUUCAGAUCCUGGAGGAGGAGCUGCAGCGUGCCAAGGAAACCCACCAGGAGAAAGAAAAGUCCCUCCAGGACCAGAUGGAGUCUCUACAGCAGCAGCUCAAACAAAAGGCCCAGCAGAGUCCGGGCCGACACCAGCGUCAAGCCGAGGCAGCAUUUGGCGUCCGAACAGAUCGUCUGAACCAGGAGCUCGCUGCAAAGACCAGAACCAUUCAGGAGUUGAGUCACACCGUGGAGAGACUGCAGAAGGAGAGGAGGGGCAUGCUGUCUGUCCGAAAACCACGACCACAACCUCGUCCUGCAGAAACUAAGAAACAAGCAGGACCUGCAGAAACUGUUGGUUCAGCUCCUGCAGGAGAGGAGACGUUCCCAACCGCUCAGUACGAGAAAACAUACCAGCCCACCAUCUUCACAGGUAGCCACAUCUCUGAGGUUCUGCAGGAGAACGAGGACCUGAAGCGAGACCUGGAGCUCCUGCAGCUGCAGAGCGAGCGGGAGAAGGAGGCGAUGAUGGCUGACGCUGCUCAGGCGAGGGAGGAGCUGUGCAGGCUGCAGGAAACCUCAGCAGAGCAGCUGACCUCUCUGAAAGCAGAACACCUCCGGGUGUUGGAUCAGCUGCGGGCCUCUCACGCUCUGGAGCACGCCGCUUCGAAGGUCGCUGAGCUGACCAAUCAGCUGCACGCUCAGGAGAUGACGGUGAAACAUCUGCAAGACCAACUCAGAGAGCUGCACGGAGCAAAGGAUGCUUUGGUGAUAUCUAGGACCCGAGAGGACGCGCUGCAGAAACAGCUGACCCGACUGCUGCAGGAGCUGAAGGACGCCAAAGAAGCUCAGAGUCCGGAGGUGAAGCUGAUGUGCAACCUGGAGAGGAAGAUCUUCAACAUGGAGCUCAGACACCAACACAGAGAGAAGGAGCUGCAGCAGGUGAUCGGCAGCUCGUGGCAGACACUCGACUCUGAUCAGCUGUCGGAGGUGGAGCGAUGGAAACGUCUGGCGCAGGAUAAGAGCAGAGAGGUGGAGGCUUUCCGUCUGGAGCUGGACUCCAUCCUGGACAUCCUGAGACACCUGCAGAGACAGGGCGUGGUCCUGACCCCCAUCAGCACCAUCACAGCUCCCAGAUCCACCCAGAGGUGAUAAAGGCUGGAUGUCUUUUAUUCAGACUUUAAUAUUUAACGUAUACAUUGUGUAACUUCUGAUUUAAGUUAUUGUAAUUUAAAGAAAGUGAAAAUAAAUCGUUUCUCAAAACUUCAA
Messenger RNA from Notolabrus celidotus (New Zealand spotty), 4299 nucleotides. RefSeq names its product centrosomal protein 162 (gene cep162). Gene Ontology annotation, cellular component: centriole; centrosome; axonemal microtubule. NCBI's taxonomy places the organism in Eukaryota, Metazoa, Chordata, Actinopteri, Labriformes, Labridae. The record is from RefSeq and is a predicted model, not a curated record. Gene Ontology annotation, biological process: cilium assembly. The transcript has 28 exons. Bases 16 to 4182 code for a protein of 1388 amino acids.